Uranotaenia lowii is the source of this 1384-nucleotide messenger RNA. It is a transcript of the gene bai, whose product is annotated as transmembrane emp24 domain-containing protein bai. Gene Ontology annotation, biological process: endoplasmic reticulum to Golgi vesicle-mediated transport; intracellular protein transport; Golgi organization. NCBI's taxonomy places the organism in Eukaryota, Metazoa, Arthropoda, Insecta, Diptera, Culicidae. The record is from RefSeq and is a predicted model, not a curated record. Gene Ontology annotation, cellular component: COPII-coated ER to Golgi transport vesicle; Golgi apparatus; endoplasmic reticulum-Golgi intermediate compartment. The transcript is spliced from 5 exons. Bases 259 to 879 code for a protein of 206 amino acids.
CGUUUCGGCCAGCUCAUCUCAAAAUUGCCGAGUUUUGCUUUCGUGUGCUGUCAAAAAGAGGAGAAAAGUUUUUCGGGUCUGGAAAACUUUCUAUCCGCGCCAGGAAUUUUCCCGAUUUUUCCCUAAACCGAAAAUCCGCUUGCUCGAAUCUAUUCGCUGCUCCUCGUACGGGUACGGUCACGGUUUGCGUGUGUGCUUGACUUAAGUCAACAUUUAGCUAGUUGUUAGAGAAAGGAAGGGAGCAGCAGCAGCAGCGCGAUGCAACAUCCGGUGCUCGGUUUGAUUCUAGGCCUGGUGGCCGUUCUACACCAAUCGCAAGCCAUCAUGUUCCGCCUGCAGCCCAACAUGCAAAAGUGUCUCAAAGAUGAGAUGCAGGGCAACCAGAUCGUGGCCGGGGAGUACGAAAUCACCGGCGCUCCCGGACAGAAAAUCAGCUAUGUGGUUCGAGACAGCAAAGGUCACAUCCUUUCCCAGAACGAAGACAUAAACAAGGGGAAAUUUUCCUUUACCUCCGAAGUCUACGAUACGUUUGAAAUUUGCUUCAUUUCCCAUGUCUCACCAACUCAUCGAGGCGUAGAUCAAGACGUAUCGCUGGACAUCAAGAAGGGCAUCGAAACCAAAAGCUACGAAGGUAUUGGUGAAGCAGCUAAACUGAAACCGCUGGAGGUGGAUCUGAAACGUCUGGAGGAUCUGUCCGAUGCCAUCGUGCAGGACUUUGCGCUGAUGCGGAAGCGCGAGGAGGAAAUGCGUGACACCAACGAGAGCACCAACAGCCGGGUGCUGUUCUUCAGUAUCUUCAGCAUGUGCUGUCUGCUCGGUUUGGCCACGUGGCAGGUCCUGUACCUGAGGAGGUACUUCAUUGCCAAAAAACUGAUCUAAUUCGGGAUUGGCAAGACGCAGGUCCAGCUACUUGGCUUGGCUGGGUGGGCGUUGAAAAAAAAAACAAUGCAGAAGAGCAGGGGACAGACGAGAGAUCUUUUGUGCGCGAUCGGUAUGCUUCGAUGAAUAAUAACGUGUGUGGACGGGUGAAUGCGACAGUUGUGUGUGCGUGUAUGUGCGUGGAUUUGAUGACGCAUACACUCAAACACUUGAACAAUAGACAGCUUGGUGAACUUCAGUUGUUUUUUCGUGGGUAAACUUUUGAAGCGAUUUUCCGUGCCUCUUUUGCAACGCGUGAGAUCUACCAACAAGAUUUCCCUUUCUAUCGGACAAUGUAUUAAGACAGUUUUUUCUUUCUGGUUUAUCGUUUAGCUCCAACUUCAUAGAAGCUCAAAUUUGAUUAGUGAAUUUGUUCCGUCUGGAUGUCAUAAAUAAGUUUUUAAUAGCUUAAAUUAAAUCAUCGACCCGUUAGUUUGAACAAAGUAAAAGAAAUACAAUUGAGUAA